This is a messenger RNA of Leptosia nina, 993 nucleotides long. NCBI's taxonomy places the organism in Eukaryota, Metazoa, Arthropoda, Insecta, Lepidoptera, Pieridae. The record is from the annotation of a GenBank genome assembly.
AUGUUUAAUAAAGACGAGACGAUGAUGACAAAUGACAAUAAUCAUCCUGUGCCUUUAUCAGAAGUGGGGUCUGAAGGGCUUACUUCAGAGGAUAACACGCAUACCAGAUCUUCAGCACCGACACCAGAGCAAAGCCUGUCACAACAAAUGCAAUUGUUUUAUCACGGAUGUUGGCAUUACAACAGCCGCAACUGGCUAACAGCGCGUCUAUCCAGUUGGUUGACUUUAACCCUGACGCCAAGGAAGCAGACAUUGAAGGCAUCGCAGAUGACUUGGCCGCAAAUAAAGGAACUGUUGCUCGCAAAGUUUGCCAAACCUAUGAUGCUACAAGACCAUUUCGAUUUAAUUAUACGUUUUCAAGUUGGCGCUAAGGAAACUGCGACAGAGGCUGCUAUACGCCUUUGGAACAUCAUUAGACGAAUUCCGCGGACGGAAAUGCUUGAAGACAUUACUACGGGAUUUGUAUCGAUUCAAUUACAUCACACAAGUAAUGACUCAUUAGCAGUCCAAUAUGGUGAGGAAGUGUCACUAGAAAGUACACCAUUGAAUACUGAUAGCAAUUCUUGGAUGCCAGUAGAUAAUAAUAACGACCCAUUGUCUUCGAAUAAUACAGUACACUCGUGUCAACAAGAUAAUGACAAGGAAUACCAAUCAUUGACAGACAUCCACCAAAACGGUAAAAGAAAAGAAUGGAAAGGAAAAGGACAAGGAAAAAAGACUAAAGUACAGAAAAAGGGUCCUGAAAAGGCAAAGCGCCAAGUAUUACAAGAAUUACAACAGAAUGAAACUUCUGUAUCGGAUGUUGGCACUGAUGAUUUAUGCCAGGACGAUGAGAAUGAUGACGCAGAAGAUGCUGGAAACAGAUGCCUAGUAUGUAACGAAUUUGGGAGAAACAACGAGAUGUGGUACAGGUGUACCUCGUGUGGACUAUGGGCUCACGCGGAGUGCACUGGAUGGGAGUCAGCUGAUGGUUAUGUUUGCGAUGAGUGUUAG